Messenger RNA from Sarcophilus harrisii (Tasmanian devil), 3617 nucleotides. Its product is annotated as plectin-like. The transcript has a single exon. Gene Ontology annotation, molecular function: microtubule binding; structural molecule activity. The record is from RefSeq and is a predicted model, not a curated record. Lineage: Eukaryota; Metazoa; Chordata; Mammalia; Dasyuromorphia; Dasyuridae. Gene Ontology annotation, cellular component: hemidesmosome; membrane; intermediate filament. Gene Ontology annotation, biological process: intermediate filament cytoskeleton organization; cytoplasmic microtubule organization; hemidesmosome assembly. The coding region runs from base 629 to 2512 and encodes 627 amino acids.
UCUAGUUAGGGAAAAAAAAAAAAGGCUGCUACACUUUCCCAAUAUGUGGUAUAUUUGUUUGCAUUUUAGAUGUAUCUUUAAAAGCAUUGAGAUUAAACAUAUGCAAGAUAUAUAAUGAACUUCCCUAGGGCUUUAAGAAUCGAUAUUUUGUAAAAUGUAGAAGCAAGGAAAAACUAAGAAGUAACCAAAAUAAUUGCUAAUUUGCAGUGAAAAUAGAUUUCAUUUUAGUCAUUUAAUCUCAAAAAUUGGGAUUAUGAGAAAAUUUCAGAUUUUUUUAUUUCUAGUAAGCCUUUUCUAUAAGGGAAAUAUGAUACAGUGAAAAGCUCAUGGGCUCUGGAAUUAAAUGUUUCCUUUAUAUUUACUGUGUGUGUGACGUGUCACUUAUUAACCCCAGUUUCCUUAUCUGCAUGUGUUAGGGUAUUAGAUUAGAAGGCUUUUAAGAAUACUUCCAAAUCUAGAUCUGUAAUCUUAAUCAUAACCUAUCUUUACAAUUUCUACAAUUUUUAUUUUGCUUGCUGUUCUUUGAGGGAAGGUUUUUGGAUUAUGGGUGAAUACAAUUCUUAUCAGAUCAAUUCCUUACUGUUUUAUAAAUUCCUAUUUACAGAUAGCUAAGAACAAGCAGUAUGAUAUGCAUGUUGAAGUCACAACAUUAAAGCAAGAAAAAGACCUAGUUCCAGAUCAUGAAGAGCGAAUACUUGAAAUAAUAAGAACCUCAGAUGGAUUCAAGAGAGAAUUGCCUAAGUUGAAUUCUACUAAUUUAGAACAAGAGAAUUUCUACAAUGUUAACAGAAAUUAUGAAUGCUCUGACAAAGAUGAUGAAUUUAAAUUUCAGGGUCUCCAACACAUGGUAACUGCUAGGCAGUUGGUUGAGGUGAAGCUUCUUGACUUGGGUACACUUGAGCAGCUGCGCCUUGGUCUCAAGUCUGUGGAAGACAUUCAGAAAAGUCUAAGCAAGUUUUUGACUAAAUCCACUGCAAUUGCAGGGCUCUAUUUGGAGUCUACCAAAGAAAGAAUGACAUUUACCUUAGCAGCAAAGAAAAUAAUCAUAGAUAAAGCCUUGGCUUUAGCAUUUCUGGAAGCUCAAGCAGCAACAGGCUUUAUUAUUGAUCCCAUUUCAGGGCAGAAAUAUUCUGUAGAGAAUGCAUUUAUGAAGGGGAUUGUUGAUAAUGAAUUCAAAAAUCAGCUUCUUGAAGCUGAAAAGGCAGUCUUAGGAUAUCUACAUUGUUCAAAGAAGUUGUCAGUGUUUCAAGCUAUUGAGAGCAGGCUGCUUGAAAGAAAAAAAGGAAAGCAUAUUCUGGAGGCCCAAGUUGCCUGUGGGGGAGUCAUUGAUCCUGUGAGAAGUAUUCGAGUGCCUCCAGAAAUAGCUGUGCAGCUGGGAUUGCUGAAUAAUGCCAUUUUACAAUUUUUACAUGAGCCAUCAAGCAACACCAGGGCUUUCCCUAACCCUAAUAAUAAACAAGCUCUCUAUUACUCAGAACUAUUGAGAAUGUGUGUCUUUGACACGGACAGUAAAUGCUUCUUACUUCCAUAUGGAGAAAGGAAAAUUUCCAAUCUUUCUGUAGAAAAAGCUCAGAAAGUUUCUGUAGUAGACAUAAAGACAGGAGCGGAACUGACUGCAUUUGAAGCUUUUCAAAGAAAUCUUAUUGAGAAAAACACCUACCUUGAGCUUUCAAGACAGCAGUACCAGUGGAAGGAAGCCACAUUCUUUGAUUCCUGUGGAAAGACUUCUCAUAUGCUGACUGAUGUUAAAACAGGAUUGCACUUUAGUAUCAGUGAGGCAGUAGAACAGGGAGUAAUUGACAGAGCUCUGGUCAAGAAAUGUCAGGAAGGUGUCAUCACAACCACUGAGCUUGCUGAUACUUUGCUGAGCAAAUUAGUUCCAAAGAAGGAUUUAAAUAGCCCAGUUGCAGGGUACUGGCUAUCUGAUUCUGGUGAAAGGAUCUCAGUUCUCAAAGCUUCACGUAGAAAUUUAAUUGAUCGGAUUACUGCCCUUAGAUGUCUUGAAGCUCAAGUCAGUACAGGUGGUAUCAUUGAUCCACUUACAGGCAAAAAGUUCAGGGUGACUGAAGCUUUACAUAGAGGGUUAAUCGAUGAGUCAUUUGCCCAACAACUACGGCAGUGUGAGGUGGUGUUCAGAGGAAUUACUCAUCCAGUCACUAACCAGCCUAUGUCCAUGGUUGAAGCUAUGAGCACAAGUAUUCAGAACAUAGAACUUGGGAUCCGAUGUUUGGAGUUCCAGUACCUGACAGGUGGGUUAAUCCAUCCACAGUCUCACACAAGAUUGUCAAUAGAAGAAGCUCUAAAGGAGGGGAUCCUUGAUGUCCUUACUGCUUCAAAGCUUAAAGAUCAGAAGCCCCAUGUCAGGGAUAUAAUAUGUUCCAAAACUAAAAGGAAAUUGACUUAUAAAGAAGCCUUAGAGAAAGCAGAUUUUGAUUUUCACACAGGACUAAGACUCCUAGAAGCAUCGGAGCCCCUCAUGUCUGGGAUUUCCAGUCUCUACUAUUCUUCCUAAAAUUCAGUGACAUUAUGGUAGUGCUUAAGAUCUUUUCUCCUUUAAAUCAUUCAGUUCACUACUGUUUUCUUGUCAAGUUGGAAACUUUGUCUAAAAGGGUUUGUUACAUUUAGAACAAUAUAACCAUGACUGAAGGAGGAUUAAAAUGGCUUUAUUUAGUUUGAGAUUAGUUCUGUACACCUGACUAGGAUAAAUGAAGUCUUCUACAUCCAAAUGUAGACAGGAUGAGUUUCAACCAAGUUCAUGUAAUCCUAUCACUCCUUCAGAGUUACUCUAUUCUUUACCAGCCCUGAAAUGGUUUCAUUUAGUUUUGAGAUUAGUUCUGUACACCUAACUAGGAUAAAUCAAGUCUACAUCCAAAUGUGAACAGGAUGAAUUUUAUCCAAGUUCAUGAAAUCCUCUCAUUCUUUCAGUUAUUCUAAUCUUUAUCAGCCUUGACCUCAUACUAGGAGCUUCAUUUCCUGAAUGAUGCAGUAUUUUCAGAUCAACCAUAUGAAACAGCACCAGGAACAAAAUAGAGAAAGAUCUUCUACUGGCCUUGUAUACUUAAAUCCUUCUGAGAUUUAGACUGUACUGAAAAAUAAAAUAAUUUUGAGUUUUCUUAUAUAAUAUAUUACAGCUCUAUUACAUUUUAAAGUAGCUAAUAAAAUUGCAAUUAUGUUCAAGAUCUUAAAAGAAAUUUAAAAUUAUUUAUUUUGAUAAGGGGGAGGGUGAAAGUGGUGGCUCAAUAUUAUUUGAUAGAUAUUGCUGGAAAUCUUCAUAUUUUUCUUGUGUAAACAUACUCUGUAUUCCUCUAACAUGACAAUCUAUUCAAGAUUCUUCUGUAACAAUGACUUGAUAUGUAAUGCUAAUGCAAAGGCAGCAAUUCAAAGAUUUUAGAUUUUGAAUAAAAUCAUAAUUUAUAGUUUGUCAUAUUGAACAACCAUUAGAAAGUUAGAUUGAUCUUUCAGCAAGGUUUUGGUAUGAUUUGAAGCAUUGACCUACAGUUUUUGUUUCCAUCAAAAACAUUUGGUACCUUCUUUCCAGAGAAAGCUUGAAUCUUUUAAUACAGUGAAAUAAUAUAUGGUAUGUAUGGUUAUAUCAUUGAAUAAAACAUUUUACUAGC